AUUUACGAUGGUCCCCACGACGCUACCCAGAUUGGCACCUGUUGGCGGAAGUGUCCGAGUCACCUCAUUAGGUCGGGGGACAGGAAGACCCCUCACGCCCAACCUCCGGGCUAUCCAAGGUGUUCCCGUCCAGCCGUCAGGCAGGGGCUGUGCCCAUACCUGGGCUCCUACCUGCAGUCCUUCCCCACCCCUGCCUCGCGCCACCCGCCCCCCCCUCGUGUCACUCGUGUGUGUAGACACACACACUCGUGACUGGCACCAAGCUGCCACCAAGCCAGACUCUGCCCCGGCCUCCCGGUGCCACCUUGAAGACAUCUCUGCCUGGCCUCACCUUCCCCAGGUUGCCUUCUCUGACUCUGGGGCCCAACCUGAGACAUGUCCGGUGCCUCUGUGCCCCCAGUAGCGCUCACCGUCCAGUUGGCUGUCUGUGGCCUCUAUGUAACUGGUUCUCAUCUCCUUCUGCACCUGCCCCACCCCCUCUGUGUCUCUCCCUGUGACCCCCCUAUGAUACCCACCUCCACCCCCCAACCCCAGUCCUGCUGAUGGCCUGCCAGCCUUGUCGAGGAGCUGGGCGUAUCUGGUGUUGCAGAUCACACAAGAGCGAGCCUCGCAGCUGGUCCCUGCUGGAGCAGCUGGGCCUGGCAGGGGCGGACCUGGCAGCCCCUGGGGUGCAGCAGCAGCUGGAGCUGGAGCGGGAGCGGCUGCGGCGGGAGAUCCGCAAAGAGCUGAAGCUGAAGGAGGGGGCCGAGAACCUGCGACGAGCCACCACUGACCUGGGCCGCAGCCUGGGCCCUGUGGAGCUGCUGCUGCGGGGCUCCUCGCGCCGCCUGGACCUGCUGCACCAGCAGCUGCAGGAGCUGCAUGCCCAUGUGGUGCUGCCCGACCCUGCAGCUGCUGCCCGAGAUGACCCCCAGUCUCCAGGUGUGGGCAGCCCAGCCUGCUUGGCCACCAACCUGAGCCUGGUGGCUGGCCUGGAGAAGCAGCUGGCCAUUGAGCUGAAGGUGAAGCAGGGCGCAGAGAACAUGAUCCAGACGUACAGCCACGGCAGCACCAAGGACCGGAAGCUGCUGCUGACGGCCCAGCAGAUGCUGCAGGACAGUAAGACCAAGAUCGACAUCAUCCGCAUGCAGCUCCGUCGGGCACUGCAGGCUGGCCAGCUGGAGAGCCAGGCAGCCCCAGACGAGGCCCAAGGGGGUCCGGACCUGGGGGCUGUAGAGCUGCGCAUCGAGGAGCUGCGACACCACUUCCGGGUCGAGCACGCAGUGGCAGAGGGCGCCAAGAAUGUGCUGCGGCUUCUCAGCGCGGCCAAGGCCCCAGACCGCAAGGCGGUCAGUGAGGCUCAGGAGAAGCUCACCGAAUCCAACCAGAAGCUCGGGCUGCUGCGGGAGGCGCUGGAGCGGCGCCUCGGGGAGCUGCCCGCCGACCACCCCAAGGGCAGGCUACUGCGGGAGGAACUCGCCGCAGCUUCGUCCGCCGCCUUCAGCGUCCGCCUGGCGGGGCCCUUCCCUGCCACGCACUACAGCACCCUGUGCAAGCCCGCCCCGCUCACAGGAACUCUGGAGGUGCGUGUGGUAGGCUGCAGAGACCUCCCAGACACCAUCCCCUGGAACCCCUCACCUUCGGCGGGGGCACCCGGAGCCUCCGACAGCCGCCCCCCCUUCCUGAGCCGCCCAGCCCGGGGGCUUUAUAGCCGGAGCGGAAGCCUCAGUGGCCGGAGCAGCCUCAAAGCAGAAGCGGACAGCGCAGGUGAGGUCAGCACUGUGCUCAAGCUUGAUAACGCAGUGGUGGGGCAAACGUCCUGGAAGCCGUGUGGCCCCAAUGCCUGGGACCAGAGCUUCACCCUGGAGCUGGAGAGGGCACGGGAACUGGAGCUGGCUGUAUUCUGGCGGGACCAGCGGGGCCUGUGUGCCCUCAAAUUCCUGAAGCUGGAGGAUUUCUUGGACAACGAGCGACACGAAGUGCAGCUGGACAUGGAACCUCAGGGCUGCCUGGUGGCCGAGGUCACCUUCCGGAACCCCGUCAUUGAGAGGAUCCCUCGGCUUCGAAGGCAAAAGAAGAUUUUCUCCAAACAGCAGGGGAAGGCAUUCCAGCGUGCCAGGCAGAUGAACAUCGACGUCGCCACGUGGGUACGGCUGCUUCGCCGGUUCAUCCCCAAUGCCACAGCCACAAGCACCUUCAGCCCUGUGGCUUCUCCAGGACCCGAGCCCCGAGCCACAGGCAGUGACAUCCCUAUAGAAAAGCUGAACCUCGGGAUCACCUCGGACAGCUCGCCCCAGAAGAGCCCAUUGGAGACUCCUGCCAGCCCGUCGAGUGUGAGUUCCAGGAUCCAGGAGUCCUCCUCUGAGCUGCCUUCGGAGACCCAGGAGACCCCAGGCCCCGCCCUGUGCAGCCCUCUGAGGAAGUCGCCCUUGACCCUCGAGGAUUUUAAGUUCCUGGCGGUGCUGGGCCGGGGUCACUUUGGGAAGGUGCUGCUCUCCGAAUUCCGGGCCAGCGGGGAGUUGUUCGCCAUCAAGGCUUUGAAGAAAGGGGACAUUGUGGCCCGAGAUGAGGUGGAGAGCCUAAUGUGUGAGAAGCGGAUCCUGGCAGCCGUGACCAGCGCAGGGCACCCCUUCCUGGUGAACCUCUUCGGCUGUUUCCAGACGCCAGAACAUGUGUGCUUUGUGAUGGAGUACUCCGCCGGCGGCGACCUCAUGCUGCACAUCCAUAGCGAUGUCUUCUCAGAGCCCAGGGCCAUCUUUUAUUCAGCCUGCGUGGUGCUGGGUCUGCAGUUCCUUCACGAACACAAGAUCGUCUACAGGGACCUGAAGUUGGACAAUUUGCUCCUGGACACCGAGGGCUAUGUCAAGAUUGCAGACUUCGGGCUCUGCAAGGAGGGGAUGGGCUAUGGGGAUCGGACCAGCACCUUCUGUGGGACCCCGGAGUUCCUGGCGCCCGAGGUCCUGACGGACACGUCGUACACACGCGCCGUGGACUGGUGGGGACUGGGCGUGCUGCUCUACGAGAUGCUAGUUGGGGAGUCCCCAUUCCCAGGGGACGAUGAGGAGGAGGUCUUUGAUAGCAUCGUCAAUGAUGAGGUGCGCUACCCCCGCUUCCUGUCUGCCGAAGCCAUAGGCAUCAUGCGAAGGCUGCUGCGGCGGAAUCCAGAGCGGAGGUUGGGGUCCAGCGAGAGGGACGCAGAGGAUGUGAAAAAACAGCCCUUCUUCAGGACCCUGGGAUGGGACGCUCUGCUGGCCCGGCGCCUACCGCCGCCUUUCUUGCCCACGCUGUCGGGCCGUACCGACGUCAGCAACUUCGACGAGGAGUUCACGGGGGAGGCCCCCACGCUGAGCCCGCCCCGCGACGCGCGGCCCCUCACUGCCUCAGAGCAGGCAGCCUUCCGGGACUUCGACUUUGUGGCUGGGGCUGCGAAGUCCUCCCCGCCCCUCCCCAACCGAGCUCUUAGUAGUUUUUAAAAAGGCCUUUGGGGUUUACCCCAUCUA
Molecule: messenger RNA, 3479 nt
Organism: Echinops telfairi (small Madagascar hedgehog)
Lineage: Eukaryota; Metazoa; Chordata; Mammalia; Afrosoricida; Tenrecidae
Gene: PKN1
Product: protein kinase N1
Exons: 22
Coding region: 543-3452 (969 amino acids)
Biological process (GO): signal transduction; protein phosphorylation
Molecular function (GO): ATP binding; protein serine/threonine kinase activity; small GTPase binding
Source: RefSeq, a predicted model, not a curated record